This is a messenger RNA of Mixia osmundae IAM 14324, 1821 nucleotides long. RefSeq lists its product as uncharacterized. Bases 1 to 1821 code for a protein of 606 amino acids. The record is from RefSeq and is a predicted model, not a curated record. Gene Ontology annotation, molecular function: heme binding; flavin adenine dinucleotide binding; oxidoreductase activity, acting on the CH-CH group of donors. The transcript is spliced from 10 exons. Lineage: Eukaryota; Fungi; Basidiomycota; Mixiomycetes; Mixiales; Mixiaceae.
AUGCUCGUGCCCAAGCGAUCGAGCCCUUCUCAAGCUACUAGCAGCGACCAUCGCGCAGUCACAAGCAUCCAACCUUGCAACGCCUUUCAGCCUCAACAACGCAGCGCGCGCUAUGCGAGAGCUACGUCCUCCUCGCCUGUCUCGUUUCCUGACCGACUUCUGAAAUACCUCGUCGCCGAAUGGACCGGCGCAGCUGCGCGUAUUGAGAGCACAGAGCUGACAAUCUUGUUGCGCGAUCAGACAUUUGAAGCCAACGAGGUUGCAAAGCACACGUCCGAGAAGGAUGCCUGGAUCAUCGUAGAUGGAGAUGUAACCAGCUUUCUCGACAAGCAUCCAGGCGGCAAGAAGAUCCUGUUGAAGCAUGCGGGUACAGACUCGAGCGAGCAGUUCUGGAAAUUUCACAACAAGGCCAUUCUCGAGAAGUCUGGCGGCAAGCUCAAGAUCGGCACAGUCGGCGGAGGCGAUGUCGUUGAUGUUGGCGGUGGUGGUCAAAGUGACACCGCUGCACUGAAUUACGAUGAAGACACAACCUACUUUGGAGACAUGGUACCCUUUGGUGAUCCUCAAUGGUACCAGGAUUGGGCAUCGCCAUAUUACAAUGACUCUCACCGUCGCGUGCGAACGUACAUGCGCGACUUUACAGAGCGCGAGCUCAUGCCCAACUGCCACGAAUGGGAGGAAGCGAAGGAGAUCCCUCCUGCCAUGAUCGAAAAAUGCGCCAAGGCAGGCAUUCUCGCUGCCGUCGUCUCGCACCACUGGCCGACCGACUACGCCAAGGGCAUCCCGGUGCCCGGCGGCGUCGAUCCCGCAGAAUGGGAUGGAUUCCACAGCUACAUCGUGUGUGACGAGCUAUGCCGAACAGGUUCGGGUGGUGUCAUGUGGGCAUUGAUCGGCGGCCUUGGCAUCGGUCUUCCGCCCAUUCUCCGUUUUGGCUCGCAGGAAAUGAAGGAUCGUGUUGCACCUGCCUGCCUCUCAGGCACAAAGCGAAUCUGCCUGGCAAUCACUGAACCCUCUGGAGGUUCUGAUGUCGCCAAUCUCACGACGACGGCAGAGAAGACGGCGGAUGGCAAGCACUACAUCGUCAACGGUGAAAAGAAGUGGAUCACCAACGGCAUCUACUGCGAGUACUUCACUGUCGCAGUCCGCACAGGCGGCAAAGGCUACGGCGGUAUCUCUCUCCUGCUCGUCGAGCGCUCUUUCGGCGGCGUCAACACUCGCAAGAUGGACUGCUCAGGUGCAUGGUCCUCAGGUACAUCUUACGUCACGUUCGAAGACGUCAAGGUGCCCGUCGAGAACUUGCUCGGCGAAGAGGGCAAGGGCUUCCAGCUCGUCAUGGCCAACUUCAACGCAGAAAGACUGGGUAUCGCGAUGCAGGCCACGCGUUUCGCUCGCGUCUGCUACGAAGAAGCGAUGAAGUACGCCUCGAAGCGGAAGACUUUCGGCGUUCUCUUGAGGGAUCACCCUGUCAUCCGCAACAAGUUCGGUCACAUGGCGGGACAGAUCGAGGCUUGCCAGAGCUGGCUAGAAGCCAUGAUCUACCAAUCCAAGCACUAUGACGACGAUGACCUCAUGCUCCGUGGCGGUGGUCCGAUUGCCUUGCUAAAAGCACGAAGCACGCAGACAUUCGAAUACUGCGCGCGCGAAGCUGCUCAGAUCUUCGGCGGUCUCGCGUACACGCGUGGCGGUCAGGCCGAGAAAGUCGAGCGACUAUACCGCGAAGUGAGAGCAUACGCCAUCCCUGGUGGUUCGGAAGAGAUUAUGUUGGACCUUGGUAUCCGUCAGGCAGUCAAGAUUGCCGAGAUCCAGGGUGCAAAGCUCUAG